Anolis carolinensis (green anole) is the source of this 1109-nucleotide messenger RNA. RefSeq names its product heterogeneous nuclear ribonucleoprotein 87F-like. Gene Ontology annotation, cellular component: intermediate filament. Gene Ontology annotation, molecular function: structural constituent of cytoskeleton. The record is from RefSeq and is a predicted model, not a curated record. Lineage: Eukaryota; Metazoa; Chordata; Lepidosauria; Squamata; Anolidae. The transcript has a single exon. The coding region runs from base 16 to 594 and encodes 192 amino acids.
AAGCCACCACAAAGGAUGUCUGGCCAAGGGCGAGGCUGCUACGCAACAUGUCCCUCAUCUACAGUGAUGAUACAACCACCGCCAUUUGUUCUGACCAUUCCAGGACCCUCCCUGUACUGCCCCACUAAGCCGUUUUGCAUAACUCAACAAAGUCAUCGUAUGCUUGGUGGUGGAGGCGGAAUGGGAGGCGGAAUGGGUGGAGGAAUGGGAGGAGGAAUGGGAGGAGGAAUGGGAGGAGGAAUGGGUGGAGGAAUGGGAGGAGGAAUGGGAGGAGGAAUGGGUGGAGGAAUGGGAGGAGGAAUGGGAGGAGGCAGUGGUGGUGGUGGUGGAGGAGGAGGAAAAGGAGGAAGAGGAGGAAGAGGAGGUGGUAGUUGUGGUGGUAGUGGUGGUGGAGGCGGAGGAGGAAGAGGAGGAGGAAAAGGCAAAUUCUUUUUCUAUGAUGAUGAUGCCUCCUCUUGCUGUGACAAUCCCGCACCUCUGGAAUACUUCUAUGAAGAACCUUCCUAUCCAGAAUCAGAAUCAGGAUAUGGUUCAGGCAUUGCAACCCUGUACCGUUCCAGGUUAAAUCUGCCUAGCAACUACCCACUCUUAUAACUGACCAACGGCAAAGACAUAAGAAAACGAAGACAAGACAGAAUGAUGCACGGACGACCUCUUUCAAGUAAACUUUCACCAAUUCUCCCCCAUCCCUGACUUACACUAUGAAGAACUGUGACUGGAUAGAAGUUCUGAAAGUCACUUUUGGAAAAGUCAACUCUUCCUUCUGCUAUAGUUUGGAAUGAACAGUCUUUCCCCCUGGUAUAUCUUGCCAUUCAUCGUGUCCAUUAUAGAUUCCGAAUUUUGGAGCUUAAAGAUUUGUUGAACACUGUUAUAACCUGUAACUAUGUGAUAAGCAGGAGGAGAAGCAAAGAGGGAAAAUGGAAAGACGAGGAAGAAGAUGAAGAAUUAGAAGUUCAUAUGUUGUUGUUGACAUAUUGUUCCACUUUGCUCCACUACGAAAUUAUACUGUUGUUCUUUCAUCCCACUUGAUCUCUUCUCAGCUUUGUUUUGAAGGCCUAUACAAUGUUCUCCUUUCAACUUCACUCUAUAUUAAAUCUUGCAAACCAUCA